GAGACCUUUUUCCUCCCCAUCCUCUCCUCCCUCAAUGCUGUGUUUUCAUGGAUUGUGUCUGUCUAUUUCUAUCUGACGGAUUGGAUUGCAGCUCUGGAUUUGACUGAGAGUAGAUUGGACUUUGGCGACAGCAGCAGCAGCUCAACACGACCGCCACUGUCACCUCAAUAGAGAGAAUUACAGUCAGGUGGCCUGUGAUUGCCGAAAGGCGUUUGCUGCUGCGAUGUUCCAGGAGAGGGUAAUCAGCGCGGCUCAGCCACGUCUGCCAGCACACUUGUGAAAGAGGCCGGCUGUGCGUGUCGGUUGGUGGAGAGAGGGGCGAGCGCGAGAGAGAGAAGGGUAUGCUUCACCGUACCAAAUACAACCGCUUCAGGAACGAGUCCGUGACAUCCGUCGAUGAGCUUCUCCACGGCCUGUCCAUGAACCCCAAGGUCUCGGCCCCCCCGCAGUCCGCAGCCGACACGUCUUACACCCCGCCGACUGAGCUCCAGCCCUCCGCCGCCGCCGCCGCCGCUUCCAGCACCCCCACCGGCCACGGCUCCGACCACCCGGACGAUGGAGGCACCACCCUCUGUACCCUCAUCAACAAGGUGUCCGGCCUGAAAUUCAGCAACUCGGGCAGCCUGCUGGGCAUCAAGGGCCUGCCCUCGGCCGUCAAGGACCUGGCCGCGUCGAAGCUGCAGGGGGGCGGGGGCUCGGGCCCCGGCGCGGCGCCGGCAGCAGCCUCCGGUGCGGGCGGCUCUCUGUGCGGCUCGGCCUCUCACUCGACCCCCGAGCCGGCCGCCGGCACGAGCAAGAAGAGCAGGCCGGACGAGCCGCCGCCCGGCGGAGAGGACUGCAGUCCAGGUGGAGGUGGAGGACCGGAGACCAAACCCUCCAGAGGAUGGCGACACUCCAGCGAGAAGAUCUCCGGUCCAGGGGUGACAUACAUCGUGAAGUAUCUGGGCUGUAUAGAAGUCCUUCGGUCGAUGAGAUCCUUGGAUUUCACCACAAGAUCACAAAUUACUAGGGAAGCCGUCAGCCUGGUGUGUGAGGCUGUUCCAGGGACCAAAGGAGCUCUGCGGAAGAGAAAGCCACCUUCAAAAGCUCUGUCCAGUAUCUUGGGGAAGAGCAACCUGCAGUUUACUGGCAUGUCCAUCAACCUGAAUAUCUCCACCAGUAGCCUCAACCUGAUGACGCCCGACUGCAAACAGAUCAUAGCGAACCAUCACAUGCAGUCCAUCUCCUUCGCGUCAGGGGGAGACCCUGACACCACCGAUUAUGUUGCCUAUGUAGCAAAGGACCCGGUGAACAGGAGAGCAUGUCACAUCCUGGAGUGUUCUGACGGGCUGGCCCAGGAAGUCAUCAGCACCAUCGGCCAGGCCUUCGACCUCCGCUUCCAGCAGUACCUGCAGUGUCCACUGGGAAAACUGACCUCCACACAUGACAGGGUAUUAAACAUGGAGGAGUUGCCAUGGACGGAGGAAGAGGAGGAGUCAGCAGAACAUCCGUACUACAACAACAUCCCGGGCAAGAUGCCCCCCCCUGGAGGCUUUAUAGACACCCGGCUGACCAAUCACAAUGCAGCGCCUGACGGGUCCCAGACGGGCCCAUCUUCAGUAGAUCAGACAUAUUACCAAGGGCGGCACUGUGGGGAAAACUGGGGAGAUGAAAGAAAGUCUACAUUCAUACAACAGGGAUCGUUUGACAUCAACAGCCUCCCCGAGAGUAAAGGUCCGGCACCGAAAACAGGAGAGCUGCCCGCGUAUGUGAACACUCAGCAGAUCGACGCCCAGGUGCUGGCGGCGCUGCAGGCCGAGGCGGACCAUGUGACCAAGGGCAUGGCAGCCAGAGAGAGCCCCCAGAAGGACCUGUUUGACAUGAAGCCCUUCGAGGACGCCAUUCAGCGCCGGUCCCACCCGCCGCCCCAGGGCCCGGCCCCGCCCCCGGUCUCCGGCCUCCACAAGGCGGCGUCCGUGGACAGCUCCAGCCCUCUUCUUCUGGUGCGCUCGGUGGCCCUCCGGGCGCAGGAGGAGCUGGAGGGCCGGACGUGGUACCACGGCAAGAUGAGCCGCCGGGACGCCGAGCAGCUGCUGAGGGAAGACGGGGACUUCCUGGUUCGUAAGAGCACCACCAACCCGGGGUCCUACGUCCUGACGGGCAUGCACAACGGACUCGCCAAACACCUGCUGCUGGUGGACCCCGAAGGCACGGUACGGACAAAAGAUCACAUAUUUGACAGCAUUAGCCAUCUUAUCGGCCAUCACCGUGACAACAGUCUCCCGAUUGUGUCAGCUGGGAGUGAACUGUGUCUCCUUCAGCCUGUUGGAAGGAAACAAUGAUGCCUUCACUGCCCGGUGGGAAAUGGGAAGCUCUGAACAGUCCUUCCCACCGUCCUGAAACGCGAAGAGGAGAUACUCGGAGGCUCUUCGCGCCGACGGCCCGCGGUUAUUUACUGGAGAAACCGGAAGAUACGAGAUUUGUUAAAGAUGAAAAAAAAACACAAAUAUUUAUAGAAGUGUUAUUAUUUUGUUGCGAUGACUGAAAUGCUGUAUUUUUGAGAAGACAGAGGUGCAUUUGGACAUAAUAUCUUAAUUUGGUGUUUUAAAAGAUUUGAAAAAAUAAAGACAAUUGUUCUUCUAGUUUAGAUGAAGUGCAAAACAAACCUCAAAGAGGAGUUGACAAGAGUAUUUUAGAAUACACAUCUGAAAUUUUAGUUUUGUCUGUCAAGCACAACCACAUUUCUACAGGAACCGUUGGCGAGGAGGUCGAGGAAACUACAACAAAUACCGUUUGUAGUUAAUCACUUCCGAGGGGAUCUCUUUUAAUCCCACCACGAAUGUGACGGCUCUCUCAGAGUCACGAUAUGAAAUCUGCUGUUAUUGGGGAAACUAAAUGUGUUUUGCUUUGCAGUUUCACAAAGUGUCGGGGGGGAAACACACAUCCUUCAUCGUGCUGUCGACGGCUUUAAAGAAACCUUUUUUACCGAGUAUUUCCUCGCGUCACUGCAGUCGCAUGACUUCAAAUCAACCGUUCUCGUGGACAUUGUUCGUCGACCUUGAUGCCCCUUUAUUUGGAAGAGGUGCUCGUGUUUGCUCACACUGUAACAUAUAUUUAUGCUUUUUAACCAGUGGUUAUUUCCGAAUUGUUCGUUUUCUCUAGAUUCUUCUUUACGGUGUGUAGUAAAUGAUUAGUUGUGGGGCUUGAGUCAUGCAAAUGGUUAUUCUCACAUUCCUUAUUAGCAUUUUAUGCUUCUUCUUUUAUUUUCAUUUUUUAAAAACUUUUAAGUUAUGAUUCGAGCGAUCACAAAUGAAUAGCACAAUCAGAAAGUCCGAUCGGUCCGGUCGUCUGCGUCAGUUGUACCACGAUGAACUAUCAAUGUGUUGAGUUGUGAUUAACACUUUUUUACUUAAGAUCAAUUAGACAAACAGUGUGCACCUGAUGUACAGAAUGUCAUGUUUAAUAUUGGAUCACCUUCACUUAUCGAUGUUAAACAAAAGUAUAUGUUUUUCUCCGCGUGCUGAUUUCUCGUGGCAACACGACUGCGUUGCCACUAGGUGUCCUCACAGGAACACGUGCUUACUCCUGCCAGCACCACUCCCUUCACUUCUCUUGUGUUUGUACUUAUGAGGAGCAAAGGAAGCGGGCUUUGUGUUACUUUAAGUAUGGUACACAGGGGAAUACACGACAACGGGUCAGAGUUCAUUUGCUUUUUGCAGUCCACUGUACACACUCAUUCCUCAGAGCAGUUUACUGUCACCAGUGUUCUACUUUGUUUGUAGAGUUGGAAUCAGAACAUUUGAAAUGGCUGAUAGAAAUAGACAUACUUUUGAAACGCUCUCCUCCUGACCGUCGUCGGGACUCUGAUGGAUACCAAAUGAAUGGGGCAUUGUAUUCGAUAUGCACCGGACCACUUCGACUGAACCCACAUCAGCAUGUGUUCAAUGGGUUUGACAAGACAGAUGCAAUGUAAUAUAACGUGCCUGUAUUUUGCUGCAAGAGGGUACAGUUCAUGCAUCUCACAACAACACAUGUUUUAGCGAGGAUUUGGGAUCGUCAUGGAAACGUCCACCACCAGCUUCGUUUUGGUUUCAGCCGACGAGACUUUCCUUGAUUCCUCGUGUCCCUUUGAGCACGAGGCGAGGUGUGAAGAAAAGGGCACGGAGAAUCGUUAAGUUCGCUUUAUGAACCGUAAUUCACCGUUUACUUUUAGUCCGAUUAUUUGUGAUAUGAUUUGAUCAAAUCGCAUAUCUUGGGAGAAGAUGUGCUAAAUAAAUUUUAAAAACACAACGCUAAUCUCAAGAAUGCUGUUGAGAUUAGUCUUUACUUCUGAAGAGCAAAUUUAUAGAAUCACCUGGG
Messenger RNA from Pseudoliparis swirei, 4338 nucleotides. RefSeq names its product SHC (Src homology 2 domain containing) transforming protein 3 (gene shc3). Gene Ontology annotation, molecular function: receptor tyrosine kinase binding. NCBI's taxonomy places the organism in Eukaryota, Metazoa, Chordata, Actinopteri, Perciformes, Liparidae. The transcript is spliced from 12 exons. Gene Ontology annotation, cellular component: plasma membrane. The record is from RefSeq and is a predicted model, not a curated record. Gene Ontology annotation, biological process: intracellular signal transduction; cell surface receptor protein tyrosine kinase signaling pathway. Bases 342 to 2321 code for a protein of 659 amino acids.